CCAUCAACCUCAGCGCAACCCAUCCUAGGACAACGAGAGUGAAGAAGGACAGAACUGCUUAUGGCAUCAGCGCGGUUCAAGAACGUGAUUGCAAGCCAACUGGCCAAAGUCACAGGAGGGGAUGCUUCGGCCAUUGCAAAGGCGAUCGAUCGACCCAAGGUCAAGGGACACGGAACGUUUGCGGUACCCCUGCCUCGACUCUUUCUUUUGACCAAUGUUCCCAAAAAAAAAAUCCUUGAUGGAGCCGGCAAGCCGGAUCGACUGCAGGAUAGUGGACCUAUAAGCAAGAAUCAUGGUGUACAGGAUAUGAAGGCGCAAUUGCUCGGGAGGAUACAGCAUGAGUUUGAUAUGACUGGUCCGAUCCGAUCUGUCAGCCCUGUGGGCCAGUUCCUGAACUUCUCUGUCGACGAACGCCAAUACACGCGAGACACCAUCCAGGAUGUAAUCAGAGCCGAAGAGACAAAAGCGCAAUACCUUUCACAACUAUCGUCAACAUCAGCAUCAUCUCCAUUAUCAAGAUCAAAACAGUAUGUGGCAAGUCUUGGCUACGGCAUGGAUCCAACCAUCGGACAGGGCCAAGUGAUCGCCAUCGACUAUAGCUCCCCUAAUAUUGCUAAACCCUUUCACGGGGGACAUUUGCGUGGAACGAUUCUCGGAAACUUUGCCACAAGACUGCUGAGAGGAUUCGGAUAUCAGGUCGUAGGCAUCAACUAUCUUGGCGAUUGGGGCAAGCAGUACGGUCUAAUGGCUGUGGGAUUCGACCGCUAUGGAGACAGGACAAAGCUGCAUCGGGACCCCAUCAAACAUCUGUACGACGUCUAUGUCAAGAUCAACCGCGACAUCACCGAAAACCCUGAACUCGACAAAUUGGCUAACCAAUACUUUAAGCAGAUGGAAGACAAUGAGCCCAAGGUCCUUUCCCUUUGGCAAGAAUUUCGAGCCUUGUCGAUCGAUGUCUACAAAAUCAUGUACAAGCGGCUCGGAAUCGAGUUUGAUGUCUAUUCUGGCGAAUCCGAGAGUGCCAAAUAUGUGCCUCAGGCGUACGAUCUUUUGCGGAAGAAAAAUCUACUCAAGGAACAGGAGGAUGGCGCCUGGGUCGUGGACCUCACAGAGCAUGGAUUGGGUGUUUGUGCACUUCGUAGAGCGGAUGGAACGACCUUGUACCUGACUCGAGAUGUAGGCGCAUGCCUGGAACGAGUUGAGCGGUUCAAGUUUCAUCGACACCUGUAUAUGAUUGGAGACGACCAGAACCUGCAUAUGAAGCGGCUCUUCAAGAUCAUGGAAUUAGCAUUUGCGGAGGAGGCCGCAGCCGCAGAAGCUGCAGGGGCUUUGCCGCACUGGAGUCGUUCCCUACAACAUAUCUCGUUCGGAAAAGUUCAGGGCAUGUCAACACGCAAGGGCAAGGCUGUGUUCCUGGAGGAUAUUCUCGACACGGCACAGAGCACUAUGCUGGAAAAGAUGAAGGAGAACGAGUCAAAGUUCGAAGCUGUCAAGGUGUCCUUCCAAGGAAUUGCAGGCGAAACCAACAAGGACGAGGAGGAUGGCGUAGCAUUAGUGGCAGAUCAGCUAGGUAUCUCAGCAGUCGUCAUCCAGGAUUUCCAGGCACGCAGUUCGAAAGGCUAUGAGUUCAGCUGGAAGCGCAUGACUGAGUCGACAGGCAAUACAGGCAUCUAUCUCCAAUACGCACACGCGCGUCUCUGCGGAAUCGAGAGCAAAUCUGGCACGCCCCUCAAUCCGGACGCCAACACCGACCUCCUCAUAGAACCCGAGGCGUUUGAUCUCGCGAACGCGAUUUCGAUGUACCCGGACAUAACGCUUCAGACCCUUCAGACUUUUGAACCGUCCAUGAUCGUCAACUAUCUCUUUAACUUGUCGCACGCGAUCAGUUCUGCAAACCAGGUCCUGCAGGUCAAAUCUGCAGUCGAGGCUGGGCAGCACGAUCUGGCCGAGGCACGUAUGUUGCUCCUCUGGGCUGCCCGUGUGACACUUGGUAACGGUAUGCGUAUCCUGGGAUUAGAACCCUUGGAGCGGAUGUGAAAGAAAGGCGCCCGAUCACAUUCGUACAUGACAAUUGCACUUGUAAAAUAAAAAU
This is a messenger RNA of Gamsiella multidivaricata, 2092 nucleotides long. Its product is annotated as arginyl-tRNA synthetase. Gene Ontology annotation, molecular function: ATP binding; arginine-tRNA ligase activity. Gene Ontology annotation, cellular component: cytoplasm; mitochondrion. Gene Ontology annotation, biological process: arginyl-tRNA aminoacylation; mitochondrial translation. The transcript has 4 exons. Bases 61 to 2037 code for a protein of 658 amino acids. NCBI's taxonomy places the organism in Eukaryota, Fungi, Mortierellomycota, Mortierellomycetes, Mortierellales, Mortierellaceae. The record is from RefSeq and is a predicted model, not a curated record.